Messenger RNA from Haplochromis burtoni (Burton's mouthbrooder), 1669 nucleotides. RefSeq lists its product as uncharacterized. The transcript is spliced from 7 exons. The coding region runs from base 186 to 926 and encodes 246 amino acids. The record is from RefSeq and is a predicted model, not a curated record. Lineage: Eukaryota; Metazoa; Chordata; Actinopteri; Cichliformes; Cichlidae.
UCCUCCUGGAUUUUUUUUUAAAAUUUGGCUUUCAUUUUGAUGUCAGAUCUUCUUUCUCUAGAUUAGCAGCACCUGCGACCUGUUUUCUUCCCUUUAUUCCAACAACUUCCACAUCCUAAAAUUAUUUGUGGGAUUUGCACCAGAAUGGUGGAUUAUUUCCCAGCUCUUUUUAUUAAUUCAGGAAGAUGUUACCAUCGUGCUCUUUGGGUUUUAUGAUUCUGGUGGUGGCUUUGAAGACGCUGGGUGGUAACUCAGAGAAAGAAGGCAUCUACAAGAAAGUGGGUGACAAAGUCGUCCUCACACCAGGCUCUGUGCCUGCUUCCAUCACCAGGAUCAAGUGGACACAUGAUCAAGAUGUUGCUCUGGAGUGGACCAGACAACAACGUUUCACCUCCUGGCACUUCCGAGAUGGCUGUGAGGUGGAUACCUCCACUGGGAUCCUGACGAUCUCAAACCUGGCUCUAAACGACAGCGGCAGCUACACGGCGGAGAUUAAUGAUGAAGUCAUGAGCACAAUGGAAAUCAUUGUUAUCACCACUGUCCCUAAUCCUACUGUGUCCACAUGGUGCCACCCUGAGAUGACCUACUGUACUCUCACUUGUGAACCCAACGUGACAGAUGAUGCCAAACCGAUCACCUAUUACUGGAUGAUAGGUGACAUGGUGAAACAGUCUCCAACCAGUCAGUUCAACAUCACACAGACAAACAGAGAGCGUUUGAUAAGCUGUCAGCUGGAAAACCCAGUCAGCUAUGGAUACAGUGAAAAAAUCCUGAAUCCACUCUUAAUCAGGAAUCGGGCUUUACUGAGCUUACCAUUUGUAUGGAUUCUGGUGUUCCCGUUUGGCCUUAUUUGUUGUAAAUGCUGUUGUUGUACCCGCAGGACCCAAAGACACCGCUCCUCCACUGCUACCAACACUGUGAGAUAGGGCAGUGCUGGAUCAAACUGUGAUGAUGAGGAUGAAGAAGAGUUGGUGUUGCAUAAACCACUGGAGAAAAGUCUGCUUUAACUAAUCCUGGAAAUACAGGAAGAGAAUAAUACGGAGGCUUCGGAGGACAAACAAACCCAAAACAAAACAAAUAUAUGUGUAUAUUUUAUAUGUAAUAAAUAGUAGUAAUAAAUAAAAGAAUAUAGCCAGAGAUAUUUCUAUUAGGAAAAAAAGAAAAUCACUUUGGGCAAAAUUACAAUGUUUUUUAUGUCAGAUUAUGAAUGUCCAUAAUGUGUUGUACAGAUAAAGUUCCAGAAGCAUCUUACUUGUAAAAUCUUACUGGGGUGAAUGCCAAACUUGAGAGGUUCAUUCUUCACGUGUGAGGACAAACAGACAGGAUUUAAAUACUUUGUCAACUUUAUAAUCAGCUUAAAUAGCCCUCUAAGUCUAUGUGAUAUACUGUGUGGUAUACCAUUGAUGUAUUAAAGUAGAGUUGGUAUAAACUGUGGCUAUUUGCAAACAUAUUUCAUGUUAUCACAUCACAUUUUGCAAAGUAUUUGCCCUCAAAUAUAGUUUGGUAGAUAUAGGCCUAUAAACAUUUGCAUUAUUGGAAAAGUGCUUCAGAAAAUGACCUUGGUCAGUGGACCAGUUUGAUUUCUACGGAGCCCCGCAGGGGACAUGGGAGAAAAAAAACUUAAGACGGACUUUUGCAAGAUCUCGCAAAACUAACUCAGGAUCUCGUA